ACCCAGCGAGACACACAAGCUGGUGGUCGUGGGCGGCGGCGGCGUCAAGAAGAGUGCGCUGACCAUCCAGUUCAUCCAGUCCUACUUCGUUUCUGACUACGACCCCACCAUCGAAGACUCCUACACCAAGAUCUGCACCGUGGAUGACGUCCCGGCCAGACUGGACAUCCUGGACACCGCGGGCCAGGAGGAGUUUGGCGCCAUGCGGGAGCAGUACAUGCGCGCCGGGCACGGGUUCCUGCUGGUGUUUGCCAUUAACGACCGGCAGAGUUUCAACGAGGUGAGCAAGCUCUUCACGCAGAUCCUCCGGGUCAAGGACCGCGACGACUUCCCCAUCGUGUUGGUCGGGAACAAGGCGGACCUGGAAGCGCAGCGCCAGGUCCGAGGCGCCCGGGGACCCCCGUCUCAGCCUGGGAGGGUGGCACACCCCCCUGUCUCUCUUCACAUCAGCAUCCUCCUCUGGCCGGUGUGACCCUGCCCCGUCCACUGUCACACACGUCCCUGGAUGUGUCGCCCCCCAAGCCGGUCGCUCUGAGUCCCCGG
Messenger RNA from Myotis brandtii (Brandt's bat), 543 nucleotides. RefSeq names its product related RAS viral (r-ras) oncogene homolog (gene RRAS). Gene Ontology annotation, biological process: signal transduction. The transcript has 4 exons. Gene Ontology annotation, cellular component: plasma membrane. Lineage: Eukaryota; Metazoa; Chordata; Mammalia; Chiroptera; Vespertilionidae. The coding region runs from base 203 to 472 and encodes 89 amino acids. Gene Ontology annotation, molecular function: GTP binding; GTPase activity; GDP binding. The record is from RefSeq and is a predicted model, not a curated record.